CAGCUCACGAAACGUACCACAACAACAACAACGGACACGCACUUUGACGAAAUCUUCCAUCUCAUAACUUCCCUAUUACUAUCGCACAAACUCCCCCAAAAUGACCUCAGAAACCCCCACAAUACCCACCCUCCACUCCAAAGCCGAGUACCUCAAAGCCGUCAUGUACGAAGGCGUCACCAUCCUCGAAGGCACAGCAACAUGGUGCAAGAACUGCCACAUCGUCGCCCCCGAAGUCGCCAAGAUGGUGGCUGAGUACCCGAAUGUAAAGUUUUACACGUAUGAUGUAGAGGAGUGUGAGGAUAUUGCGCAGGAGCUGGGAGUGAGGAGUAUGCCGACGUUUAGUGUGUUCAAGGAUGGCGAUAUCAUGGAGGGGGUUACUGGGGCGAAACCGAAGGAGGUGAGGAAGGCUAUUGAGGGGUGUUUGUAAGGAGGGAAGGGAGAGGGUGUGAGGGAAGAAUGGUGGGGGUGAGAGAAUGCCAUGAUCCCAGACAGAGCCGCUACCGAGGCUCAUUAACUUUUUUUUUGUACUCGUCAAAUCUCACUGCACCGUCGAUGUAUGAGCAUUAAACUGCGGUGGAAUUGCGGCUGCCUAGCGCAGAGGUGAAGGCAGCUUCAAGAAGCGAAACGCCCUUUGCACGAUCAUCCCACGUUGCAAAGACCUUUCUCACCUGCUCGUAUAAUUUUCGACACAAUUCUUCCAAAGUUCCAUGAAGUUAACGCCGCAUCCAUUCUUCCUCAGUCACAGCAUCGACUCUUCCUGAUUGAUCCAUACCAAAGCGUUUCCGGCCAGACACGUAUCCAAUCCAGUACCACACGUUUCGGCAGUAUGUCGGGCUCCUACAGAGAGCAUUUACUGCGACGAGAAAUGAUAAGAACCGCAGAGUACGAAGAAGC
Molecule: messenger RNA, 897 nt
Organism: Alternaria rosae
Lineage: Eukaryota; Fungi; Ascomycota; Dothideomycetes; Pleosporales; Pleosporaceae
Product: thioredoxin-like protein
Exons: 1
Coding region: 101-430 (109 amino acids)
Source: RefSeq, a predicted model, not a curated record